ACCAAACUUAUCAUUCAUGGCUAUAUUAAAAGUUCUGCUAAAGAUUCAGUGUCUUGUCUUGUUACUUAUAUGGCUGCAAUUAGCUUCUGCAGAAAUUCCGAGCACUGCUUCCAGAGUGGCAAAGCCUGGUUGUCAAGAUCAGUGUGGGAAUAACGUCAGCAUACCAUACCCAUUCGGUAUCGGUGAUGGUUGUUUCAUAGAAAAGAAGUUCGAAAUAAAAUGCAACAACACUGAACCUAGGCUUGGAAAUGUACCGGUCACGGAUAUAUCGGUACUCGAUGGUCAGAUGACAAUUACAAGCCCAAUAGCCGACACUUGUUCCAAAUAUCCAUCGUGGAUUUCUCUCUUUUUAGCAAAUUUUACCGCGUCUACUAAGAAAAACAAAUUGAUAUCUAUUGGCUGUGACACCAGGGCAAAUCUAACUAGUAGUACUGGUAGUAUACAGCAGACUGCUGAUUGGUGUUCAGACUGUAGUAGAAACGAAAAUACCACUGAUGGGUCUUGCAAUGGUAUGGGUUGUUGUGAGACCUCCAUCGAAGCUGGAAUGAAGGGAUAUAAUGUGACAGUUGAAAGAAAGUACCCUAGGAAGAAUUUGGGGAUUUAUAAUCCAUGUAGUUAUGCUUUUGUUGCUGAAGAAAGUUCGUUCAGGUUUUCCUUAUCCUAUCUCCAAGAUUUUAAAAAUAAUGGAAUUGGAAGAGUCCCGGUAGUUCUUGAUUGGACUAUGAGUUUUAAAGAUACAUGCGAUGUAGCAGAAACACAUAAGACGAGCUAUGCCUGCGGACCUAACGCUGUAUGCAUACCAGGAAAUAAUAAUACGCCAGGUUAUCUAUGUAAGUGUAAAAAGGGAUAUGAAGGAAAUCCUUACCUUAACAAUACUAGUGGUGGUCAUUGCCAAGAUAUUGAUGAAUGCGAUAGGAAACUAUAUGAUAAUAAACAAUGUGAAAGUAAAGGAAAUAUUUGCAUUAAUACGGAUGGGGGAUACAAGUGUCCUUGCAAACCGGGAUUCAAUUCUAAAUACGAAGCAAAUGACAUCUCCUAUUGCGAUUCUAAUCGGAGUAACUCUAAGAAGAUUGGUGUUGGUGUGUCCGUAGGCUUAGUGAUUCUUGUGAUUAGCUUUUGGUUGUAUUGGGGAUAUAGGAAAAGAAAGCACAUGAAAGUUAAGGAGGAAUUCUUCAAGCAAAAUGGUGGCUUGAUUUUAAACCGUCUCCUUAAUGAACGGGAAGAGGAUAUGGAGUCUAGCCGAAAUGGAAGAGCUGGAAGAAAUCAACGAUCAAUUGCUACAAUAUACACCGAGAAGGAGCUAAGCAAGGCGACUAAUAACUAUCACGAAACUCAAAUUCUUGGACGAGGAGGGUUUGGAACGGUGUAUAAAGGAAUCUUAUCGAACGGAACUGUGGUUGCAAUCAAGAAGACAAAAUUUGUCGAUAGGAAGCAGAAUGAGCAAUUCAUAAACGAAAUUGCUGUUCUAUCACAAAUUAAUCACAAAAAUGUGGUUCAGCUCUUGGGUUGUUGUCUGGAAAGCGAAGUUCCCUUGCUAGUUUAUGAAUUUGUAACUAAUGGGACACUUCACCAACACUUGCACGAAGGCCGUGAGAACCAGACUGGGUCCUUUACUCUCUCAUGGGAAACUCGUGUAAGGAUUUCCUUAGAAAUUGCAGGAGCAUUAGCUUACCUGCACUCUGAAGCUUCCAUACCCAUAAUCCACAGAGAUGUCAAGUCAAGUAAUGUACUUCUAGACGAUGAUUGCAAAGCAAAAGUUUCCGAUUUCGGUGCUUCAAGGCUAAAUCCUACGGAUCAAGCUCAGUUAAGCACGGUAGUUCAAGGUACUUUUGGGUACUUAGACCCAGAAUAUAUGCUGUCAAACAAACUAACAGAGAAAAGCGAUGUGUACAGCUUCGGUGUUUUGCUUGUAGAACUGCUAACAGGUAAAGAAGUUUUCUCUCCAGACAGAGUUGAAGAGGAAAGAAAUCUUGCAAAUUGUUUUCUCUCCUCGAUGAAAAUCAACAGGCUGUUUGCAAUUAUCGAUGAUAAUCUGGUGAAGUAUGACAAUGAACGGAUCAGUAGCGUACAUGGGCACCAACAGAUCCAACAAAUGGCUGAUCUUGCGAGUAAGUGCUUAAGAAUGAAGGGAGAGAAUAGACCUACAAUGAAAGAAGUAGCCAUGGUGUUACACGGGUUGAUGAUGAAAACUUCUAGUCAAACUGAUGUCUUGGAUGAUGACUAUAUCUUUAUGAGCGCAAUCAAAGAAGAACGUAUGCUCUUAUCAGAAUCAGCCAAGCUAAUAUACACAGACAGCAUUACAACUAUUGGUGAUAGCAGCAAGGGGAUGGUUGCCUUAGAAACCGAGGGACGUUAAUGGACUAUCCUGCCUCACAUUGUGUAGUAUUAUUUUUGCUGUUUAGCAUUUUAAAAGUUACUCUGAAAUGAAGUAUUCGAUGUCCUGGAUACAGUAAAUAAAUCAGAGGUUCGAGUA
Messenger RNA from Papaver somniferum (opium poppy), 2473 nucleotides. Its product is annotated as wall-associated receptor kinase 2-like. Gene Ontology annotation, molecular function: calcium ion binding; polysaccharide binding; protein serine/threonine kinase activity. The transcript has 3 exons. Gene Ontology annotation, cellular component: plasma membrane. Gene Ontology annotation, biological process: cell surface receptor signaling pathway; protein phosphorylation. The record is from RefSeq and is a predicted model, not a curated record. Lineage: Eukaryota; Viridiplantae; Streptophyta; Magnoliopsida; Ranunculales; Papaveraceae. Bases 17 to 2356 code for a protein of 779 amino acids.